This is a messenger RNA of Zalophus californianus (California sea lion), 1842 nucleotides long. RefSeq names its product coiled-coil domain containing 78 (gene CCDC78). The record is from RefSeq and is a predicted model, not a curated record. Bases 159 to 1700 code for a protein of 513 amino acids. Gene Ontology annotation, cellular component: cytoplasm. NCBI's taxonomy places the organism in Eukaryota, Metazoa, Chordata, Mammalia, Carnivora, Otariidae. The transcript is spliced from 14 exons.
AGGACAGCAGUGACAGCAGCGGUCGCUCCAUUCUGUGCUGGGCCUUCUCAUGAACUCCUGGUUCCAUCAGUGCCCAGGAUAAAUGCUGCGGCGCCGGAAACCAGAAAGGAUGGGGAGCCAUAUAGGGAAAAAGCUGAGGGAGUUCCCCACCCCCAGCAAUGCCCUCGUGGGUGGGGCCCCCAGAGCUCCGGGGAUCAGCAGGGGACCAACAGAGGCCUUGGCAACACAAGCCACAGUGUUGCAGCAACAGGCCAGUAGGUAAGGAGACACUGCAUCUGGGAAGGCCAGAGUCCCUUCGGUCUAUGGAGCAUGCGGCAGCCACAGGCCCCAGGCCAGCGCCCCCACCUGGGGCCAGUGAGAACGUUCUGCCACAAGCGGAGGACUGGACAACCAACCUCAAGACAGAGCUUCUCUCAGAUCUACAGCUGAGUGAGGAGCACCGACUGCAGAUCUCCAAGGAGUUGGUCGACCUACAGAUCACAACACAUCAUCUGCGGGAGCAGCAUGAGGCUGAACUCUUCGAGCUGAAGAGUGAGGUCCUACGGCUGGAGAGCCGGGUGCUAGAGCUGGAACUGCAUGGAGAUUGCACAGCCCCCCUAGAGGCUGGCCUGGGGCACCACCAGGAGCUGGCCCAGGGGCUCCAGCACAAGGCCUGGGAGCAGGGACGCUCCAUCCACCACAGACCUCAGGCACAGCCUGAGGACUUCCUGACCCCUAGGGAUGAACAGCGGCUGGGGAACAGCCUGCAGGGAGAAUGGAAGCGGGUGCUGGAGCAGCACAAGGCCCAGAAGCAGGCACUGGAGACCCGUGUGGCAGACCUGGGCAUGCGGCUGCAGGGAGCCCAACAGGAGGCCAGGACAGCUGGGCAGCAACUAGCUGCACAAGCCAUGGUGUUGUCUGCCUGCCAAGGCCAGCUGCGCCAGGCUGAGGCAGAGAACGCCCAGCUGCAGUUGCAGCUCAAGAAACUGAACGAAGAGUAUGCCGUCCAGCUGCAGCGCUGUGCCCGAGCCGUGGCCGAGUAUGCGAAAGGCACGGGCCGGGAGCCGGCCGCGGCAACCCUCCGCACAUUCCUGGAGACUACUCUGGAGGACAUGCGAGCAGCGCACCGCCGCCGUGAGCAGCAGUUGGCCCGGGCUGCUCGUGCCUACCGCAAGCGCCUGGCAGAUGUGAGCCGUAGACACGAGGAGCUGCUGGCCGCCCGCAGUGUGCAGCAGGUGCUGGCCGACUCCACUGGGGCACCCGGGACCCCCAAAGCUACUUUUGAUGCAGCCACCUCACACCUGGAGCCACUGUCUCUGCACCUGGUCUCUGAACUUGGCCACCCGGGAGCGGCCCAGGCCAGGCUGGAGACAAAGCUCCAAAAGCUCCAGGCCCAGAAGGGGCCCAAUGAAGCCUCCCAGGGGGGCACGUCAGAGCCGCAGGGCCAGGAAGCUGCAUCCUGGGCCCAGAUCCACCAGAAGCUCCAAGACUUCUCCCGUGGCACCCAGGCGGAGCUGGAACGCGAGCGGGCACUGCUACUAGUACGGGCCACGAUGGCUGAGGAGCAACUUUCUGAGCUACGGGAGUAUGUGGACCAGCACCUCGGCAGGUACAGACAGGAGAUCCUGAGGCUGAGGAAGCUCAUGGGUACAGAGAACGCCUGGAAAGCGGGGGCCACACCUCCAAUCAAGCCCCAGCACCCAAAGACCCAAAGCCACUAGCCAGCUGUCACACUCAGAGCAGAACUCUUCACAGCCAGCAUGGAGCCCCCUCACAGCACCCCCUUGGAGGGGGGGCAGUCAUCCACCUAGCCCGCCACCCAACAAGAGUCAGGACAGAGUCCACCGAGUCUUUAUUUUGUCC